Suillus subaureus is the source of this 357-nucleotide messenger RNA. RefSeq lists its product as uncharacterized. The record is from RefSeq and is a predicted model, not a curated record. Gene Ontology annotation, biological process: mitochondrion organization. The coding region runs from base 1 to 357 and encodes 118 amino acids. The transcript has 2 exons. Gene Ontology annotation, cellular component: mitochondrion; nucleus. Lineage: Eukaryota; Fungi; Basidiomycota; Agaricomycetes; Boletales; Suillaceae.
AUGCCUCCUGCUGCAGCCCACGGUAACCCAGCACACGCUCCCGCACCACCUGUUCCCGCUCAGACAUCUAGCGGUCCUGGGUUGAUGGCCCAGAUGGCCGCAACUGCCGGUUCCGUCGCUGUUGGAUCUACCAUUGGUCACGGUAUCUCGUCUAUGCUGUUUGGCUCCAGCUCAUCUGCAGCACCCGCGGAGUCAGUAGCGCCUGUACAACAACAACAAGCAUACCAGACAACUGGCGCUGCUUGUGAAGUUCAAGCUAAGGAGUUUACCAAGUGCUUGGACAAGGCAGACCUGCAAAGUUGCUCAUGGUACCUUGACCAGUUGAAAGCUUGCCAAGCUGCCGCCGCUCCCUAUUAA